CUUGCGUCACGCUUCCUCCGCCCUUGUUCACCAAGUUCUCUCCACACCAUUUUAUAACCCUCUUCUUCCUUUCAUCUUCCCUGCCAAAAGGAAAGAGAAUUUUAUUCCUUUACUCCUUGUUAAAUCCAUGAAUGGAUGUAAUAACUCCACCAACUUCUCCUGGCCGGAGGUCUCAAGCAAAAAUAAGCUCACAGCCCGGCAGUUGGAGCAACGUGAGAGAGAGACUUCAGCUGGUGGCCGCCUCCAGAACUGUGACCUUCCACCUCCCCUCAAGGUCUUCUCAGUCAAGGGGUAUGAUGACAAGAGGGGGAUUGGAGACAUCAGCCCUGCUAUUCCAGUACAAGAACAAGCUGCCCCGACUCCAGCACCGAUCAAGGACGAUCACAUGGAACAUGAACUGGGAUCGAAGCAUGGAAGCGGUGAGAACUCGAGCCUGUUAAGGGCCCUGCAGCUCUCACAGACACGAGCAAGGGAAGCCGAGAAGGCGGCCUUACUGGCGAACAAACAAAACAAAGAGUUGGCCGUGCUGAUCUUGGAGGAGUCGUUGAGACUGUAUGCGCACCGGCAGUGGGUGAGGCUGCUCGAGAUUGAGGUCUCAAUGCUAGAGAAGAGGAGGUCGAUGACCGUGGAAGAGGAAGCGAAGGAUGAGGAUGAUGCAGAGCCUACCGACUCAUGGUUUUUGGCUUUGGCCCUGUGCUUGGGCAUUGUCAGUAUGGGGUUUGUAUUUAGCCGCUGCAUGUUUUGAUCUCUCCAUUGGUUGGUCUAUUCAUUCACAAAAAUCAAUAGAUCUAUCAUUACAAAGGACUUAAUCAUGUACAAACUCUUUUAUUGAAAUGAUGUACAAGCUCAAAAAACAGAGUAGAUCAUUUUUAUCAAUUUAAGAUACUUCAUAUG
Messenger RNA from Elaeis guineensis (African oil palm), 894 nucleotides. NCBI's taxonomy places the organism in Eukaryota, Viridiplantae, Streptophyta, Magnoliopsida, Arecales, Arecaceae. The record is from RefSeq and is a predicted model, not a curated record.